Molecule: messenger RNA, 1288 nt
Organism: Linum tenue
Lineage: Eukaryota; Viridiplantae; Streptophyta; Magnoliopsida; Malpighiales; Linaceae
Source: the annotation of a GenBank genome assembly
CUCCUUCGUUCAACCACACGCUACCUCCUUAGAUUUCUCUCCACCUUUUUCUUCUUCUUACCCUAAUCGGCAUUCUUUCCCAUACUUUCGUCUCAAUUCAUUAUUGCAUUUUCACAUCCUUCUCUUCUUCUAGUUUUUCAUUUUGGUUUGGUUUUGGUUGGAUUGUCGACGUUAUCAUGUCAACAAGUGGUGGCGGCAACCAAUUGAUAUCUGUUCAUCCCGAUGAGCUCAGGUUUAUAUUUGAGUUGGAAAAGCAGAGCUUUUGUGAUCUUAAAGUCGUGAACAACACAGAGAAUCAUGUUGCUUUUAAGGUAAAAACUACAUCACCUAAGAAGUACUUUGUAAGGCCAAAUUCUGGAGUUAUACAGCCUUGGGACUCUUGUAUUAUCAGAGUUACUUUGCAAGCACAGAAAGAAUGCCCUCCAGAUAUGCAAUGCAAAGAUAAAUUCUUGUUGCAAAGCACAACAGUGCCUCAGCAUACUGAUGUAGAUGACCUACCUGCAGAUAUAUUCACCAAAGAAAGCAAUGGGAAGGUGGAGGAGUGCAAGCUAAGAGUUCUAUACAUUCCUCCCUCGUCAGCUCAAGGGAAUGGAGAAGAAGAUGGUCUCACAAGCUGUAGGCAGAGCUUCGAUGGCAAUGUAGCUUUGCAAAGACUAAAAGACGAAAAGGAUGUUGUUGUAAGUAAGACACAACAGCUGCAACAAGAACUAGAUUUAUUGAAGCGUCGAAAAUAUCGAGAAAAAGGCCCAGGAUUCUCUAUCACAUUUGCAUUGGUCGCGGGGCUUAUCGGCAUCAUCCUUGGCGUAUUGAUCAAACUUUGGUUUUCUUCUCCAUCAGCCAUAGAAAAUACAGAAGUUUUGACAGAGAUUUUGACGCCACCGCCAAAAUUAUAAGAGGCAUAAGCCGAGAACAAGAAAAAAAAAUUACAGGGGGAGACCGAGAUUAGGAGGAAGAGCUAGCCACAAUGCGGCGUUCAAAAGUAACACCUCUGACAUCUUCUUGCAAGAGAGUGAUAACACCUGAUGGCGGGUCAGCUAGUUCAUGCAUACCGUAGGGAUAGACGAGACUGUGCUUCGAGAGCCAGUCCGCGACUCUAUUCCCUUCCCGGUAUGUAUGAGACAGGCUAACCAACCAAUCCUGACCAAUCUUUCUUCGGAUAAGACUCAAGAGGGUAGCAUACGGGUGUAAGUGAUCGUGCCUCUUCUGAAUUAACUGAAUUGCCAGCUGUGAAUCGGACUCCAGCUUCACCGCCCGGUAGCCAAGUUUCCAACUCAACUCCAAACCGUAC